Molecule: messenger RNA, 1452 nt
Organism: Capronia coronata CBS 617.96
Lineage: Eukaryota; Fungi; Ascomycota; Eurotiomycetes; Chaetothyriales; Herpotrichiellaceae
Product: MFS transporter, FHS family, L-fucose permease
Exons: 1
Coding region: 1-1452 (483 amino acids)
Biological process (GO): transmembrane transport
Molecular function (GO): transmembrane transporter activity
Source: RefSeq, a predicted model, not a curated record
AUGAAUCAAGACGAGGCGAUCACUGAACGCCAACCAUCCACUGCCGACGCAAUGGCAAACCAACAUCGCAAGAGCGUCGUCAACAAAGGCCUCACCGGCGCCUCUGCCUUGACCGUUAGACAGUCCAUCUUCCCCAUUACGUUGGUCACGAUCCUGUUCUUCCUCUGGGGGUUCGCAUAUGGCCUGCUCGACGUGCUCAACGCGAAGUUCCAAACAUCUCUCAACAUCACGGCAGCCAAAGCAGGUGGCCUCCAAGGCUCCUAUUUCGGGGCCUAUUUCAUCGGACCCCUGACCUACUCCGGCUGGAUUGUGCGCAGGUUCGGCUACCGGGUCACCUUCAUGACCGGCCUCUGCAUCUACGGUGUCGGGGCGCUAAUGUUCUGGCCCUCGGCCGUCUACAAAUCCUUCCCCGGCUUCUGUGGCAGUCUUUUCAUAGUCGGGUCGGGAUUGUCUACCUUAGAAACGUCUGCCAACCCGUUCAUUGCAACUUGCGGACCUCCACGACUGUCCGAGUUCCGUCUCGAGCUCUCCCAGUCCUUCCAAGCGGUCGGGUCUGUCGUGGCCCCACUUCUGGCCUCCCGAGUCUUCUUCAAAGACACUCAUUCCACAGAUCUCUCUCACGUCCAGUGGACGUACGUGGGCAUCGCGGCCUUCGUCUUCCUUCUGGCCGUCGUCUUCUUCUUCAGUCCCAUCCCCGAGGUCACGGACGCGGAUAUGGCUCUCCAAGCUGAACAGUGUGCUGAUCUUACCGGAUACGAAGAGAAGCCUAUGAGAAAACAGUACAAGCUAAUAUUCGGCGUCGCGGCACAAUUCUGUUACGUCGGUGCCCAGGUCGCCGUCGCCUCACAAUUCAUCCGGUACACGCAGGAAUCGGCCGGCGUUUCCGAAGCCGUGGCCUCUGAUCGCUAUGCCAUCGGUCAGUCUCUGUUUGCCAUUGGCCGCUUUGCCGCUGCUGGCUUGUUCAUGUUCGUCAAGCCCCGCAUCGUGCUGUUGGUCUUCAUGACCGCCAUUAUGAUCUUCAUUGCAUGCGCCAUGGGCGUCUAUGGAGAAGGCGGCGUCGCCAUGCUGUCGCUGGUGCUCUUCUUCGAAUCGGCAAUCUUCCCUACCAUAUUCACGUUAUCUAUACGUGGAUUAGGCCGUCAUACGAAGCGAGGGUCUUCUUGGAUCGUUGCUAGUGUUUCUGGCGGCGCUUUAUUUCCUGCGAUUACGGGUCUGGCAGCUGAUCACAUGACUUACCAUAAAGCCAUGUGUGUUCCCUUGGUUGGCUUCUUCAUCAGCUUCACCUUCCCGAUCUAUUUGAAUACUGUUUGUCGGAAGGAAUUGGAUGGUUUCCGUGCCACUAAGAUCGGCUAUGUGGAUGAGCGACGUGGGACGAUUAUUGGGGAUAUUCACGACAUUGAGACAUAUGAGGCCAUGCAGAAGAGAAGCUCUGUCAAUAUUGAGAAGGUAUGA